UAUCUCGCCAUGAACAUUUGUUGUCCACUUUCUUCAAAUACUUCCAACCUUUUAGCAUAAAUGUCAGUAAAGGAGGCCAAGCCAAAUCUCAGCCAUGCCCAAGUAUCUGAGCUGGUGGAAAGGCUUUUUGGACUCCAUGCCACUGUGUCAAACAUUCGAGCCUUGCCCAGUUAUGAUGACCAGAACUUUUAUGUGGCCCCUCAGGAAGGUGGGGAGUUUGUUCUUAAGGUUAUGAACUCUACAGACAGUAAGAACUCCACUCUUCUGCAACUCCAGAGUUAUGCCAUGACCUUCCUGCAUCAGAAUGGACUUCCUGCUCAAACUGCUCUCCCUACAAAAGACGGUGAACUCAUGAGUCUGGAGGAGAUAGAUUGUGGCUUUGGAACUCAGAAGUACCUGGUGCGUUUACUGACCUAUUUGCCAGGCACUGUUGUAGCCAAGGCUCCUGUCUCUCUGCAACUUUUGUAUGAAGUGGGGAAACUGGCUGCUAGACUUGAUAAAGUGCUAAAUGAAAUGGAUCAUCCAAACCUCAACGCACUUCAGAGAGAGGGCUUUAUUUGGAACCUGUCCAAUGUUCCUCUGCUGGAGCAAUACCUUCAUGCACUGGAUGGGAAACCUGUGCAGAAGAUUGUGAAGAGUGUGAUAGAGCAAUACAAAUCAGAAGUGGUGCCCAAGCUGAGCUCCUUUCGGAAGUGUAUUAACCAUGGAGAUUUUAAUGACCACAACGUCCUGGUGGAACCUGAUGGACCUUCAAACUACAAAAUUUCAGGGAUACUGGACUUUGGAGACAUGAGCCAGGGUUACUAUAUCUUUGAGUUGGCCAUCACCAUUAUGUGUAUGAUGCCUGAGAGCCCCAGUCCCCUGGAUGUUGGAGGUUCUGUACUGGCUGGCUGGGAGAGUGUGAUUCCCCUAAAUGAAACAGAGAGGGAAGCCCUGUACCUGCUGGUUCUGGGUCGGUUCUGCCAGUCCCUGAUUCUGGAUCAUUAUACUGUGCUUCAGCAUCCAGAGAAUGAGGAGUAUCUGAUGAUGACAAGUAAGACUGAAAUGAGGCUCCUACAUCAGCUGUGGGAGUUGGGUAAACAGGAGGUGGAGAAGAGAUGGUUCCAGACUGCUGCUCAGUACUCAGCCCAACAGUGAUGCCAAACCUCAAACCUGUCAGUGGCUUUAUGAAUAAUGAGCAUUUCUAAAGCAUUUCUUCCUUUGAGAUGAAUACAUAAGAGUGAAUCUCCUUUCUUUUGCCCAGAGAGGUGAUGAAAUGGAACAGAUGAGCCUUGCAGUUGAACAUACUGUCCUAAUUUUAUAUGUGAAUGAAUACAUACAUGAGGAAUAGGAACACGUGCUUGAUAAAUACUACCUUUAAUGUAU
This is a messenger RNA of Chanos chanos (milkfish), 1365 nucleotides long. RefSeq names its product hydroxylysine kinase-like. The record is from RefSeq and is a predicted model, not a curated record. Gene Ontology annotation, molecular function: amino acid kinase activity. NCBI's taxonomy places the organism in Eukaryota, Metazoa, Chordata, Actinopteri, Gonorynchiformes, Chanidae. The coding region runs from base 61 to 1137 and encodes 358 amino acids. The transcript has 5 exons.